Molecule: messenger RNA, 1311 nt
Organism: Pochonia chlamydosporia 170
Lineage: Eukaryota; Fungi; Ascomycota; Sordariomycetes; Hypocreales; Clavicipitaceae
Product: eukaryotic translation initiation factor 3 subunit M
Exons: 1
Coding region: 1-1311 (436 amino acids)
Biological process (GO): cytoplasmic translational initiation
Cellular component (GO): eukaryotic translation initiation factor 3 complex; cytoplasm
Molecular function (GO): translation initiation factor activity
Source: RefSeq, a predicted model, not a curated record
AUGACCGCCACCAAGAACAAUGGGCAGCCGCAGCUGCUCUUCGUCGAUGGAACCUUUGAGGAGCUAGCCAGGGAAAUGGCUGAAUACCUUAAGGCCGAGGAAGCUGCCCAGCUGCUGAGCAAGGAUAAGGUGUCAAAGGAGGAUGUUUUGGCCAAGUUGGUUGCUGCUUCAGCCGGUCUCAGCACCGUCCCCGAGAAGGAAUAUACCGCCGCUUCGAACCUCAUGAUCCACCUCGUUUUGCAGUCGGCCGACUCCAAGAAGUAUUUGCAGACACUGUGCGCCAACCUCGCCAAGGUCCCUGUCAAUUCGUCCAUCCACGGCCCCGGAUUGUCGCUGAAUGCCCUGACGACCGUUUUCAACCUGCUCGCCCCGGAGGAUGGUAUCCGCGCACGCAUCUUCCUCGAGAUCAUCAAGUUCCUGAGGGCACACGGCAUGUUUGACAGCUUGCGGCUGUAUCUGGACAAGCUGGGCGACUGGCUCGAGUCAUGGGAUGCUAGCGAGGAGAUUGAGCGCAUGAUUUACGAAAACGUUGCCGAGGCGGCUCUGGAGGCUGGCGAGGAGUCCAUCAGCUACGACUUUAUCCUCAAGGCGCUGCGGACGUUUGACGCCGACGAAAAGGACGAGAUUACCUCUGAGGAGGCGCAAAGAUUAUCCCUGCGCGCCGUCAAGAUGGCCAUUCUGUCCAACACCUACUUCCUCUUCCAUGACCUUCGUGUCAUCCCUAGCGUGCAGGCCCUCAGCGACUCGCACCCCGUAUACUCCCAGCUCCUCGACAUCUUUGCCGAGCAAGACCUCGAGGACUACAACGACUUCAACGAGGAGCACGAAGGCUGGGUGGAGCAGCAGAAGCUCGACCACGAGAAGCUCCAUCGCAAGAUGCGCCUGCUCACGUUUGCCAGCCUCGCAGCCGCCACGCCCAGCCGCGAAAUCGAGUACGCUAAGAUCGCCAAGGCUCUGCAGAUUCCCCAGGAGCACGUUGAGAUGUGGGCUAUUGACGUGAUUCGCGCCGGCCUGGUGGAGGGCAAGCUCUCCCAGCAGCGCGGCAUGUUCCUCGUGCACAAGGUCACGUACCGCGUGUUCGGACAGAAGCAGUACCAGGAGCUAUCCACCCGCGUGGACCACUGGCGCACUACGCUCCAAAACGUUUUGGGCGUCCUGCGUCAAGAGCAAGCCAACGCCAAGACUCAGAAGGAGCGUGAGAUUCAAGAACUGGAGCGCAAACUGAACAAUGCAGGAAUAUCCGGUGGUCAGGGCGGUGGCAACCGACGACAACAGAACCAGCAACGCGAGAGGACUGACAAUGACGACUAA